Ostertagia ostertagi is the source of this 702-nucleotide messenger RNA. The record is from the annotation of a GenBank genome assembly. NCBI's taxonomy places the organism in Eukaryota, Metazoa, Nematoda, Chromadorea, Rhabditida, Trichostrongylidae.
AUGCUUAAGCACUUGCUGGUGAUGAUACCGGAGCAUCGUAUUUAUUGCGAACCAUUCUUUGGUGGAGGUGCAUUGUUCUUCGCCAAACCAAAAGCAGAGGUGGAAGUGAUCAAUGAUGUAAACGGCGAAGUGACAAAGUUUUCGGCACUUCAAAAGGAAAUCCAAGCCACGCUUCAUAGCAGGGAGCUUUAUAAAAAAGCAAUGAAGAUUUACAACGAUCCGCAAGGCCACUCGGAUGUAGAUCGUGCAUGGGCACUAUGGACAGCUACCAAUCAGGGCUUUGCUGGAAUGAUCGGUUCAUGGGGAUUUGGGACGACCAAUUCAAAAGAAAAAUCGCUGGCAAACAAAAGAGAAAAUUUUAUUAAUGUUUACGAAGAACGAUUAAAGACAGUCCAAGUGGAAAAUAAUGACGCCCUUAAAGAAUUAAAAAAGAUUAAAAUGGAAAAGCAAGGAAAAAUUAUAACUCUAAAUCCUAGUAAGGAAAAUCUUACCUCGGAAAAACUCAAAACAUUUCAGGGAUGCGAAAAUCUCAGCGAGGCAGAAGCUAAUGAUACGACGCAGCGGAAAACCAUUCAAGAUUAUAUAGACCGAUCCGGACGCAACGUUGUAGGCUUCUUUGGUGGAACUUAUGAAAGUGCGAAAACGGACGGACGAAAAGAAUUUCUGAGAAUGAUUGAUUUCAUCAAAAAGAACAAGGGUAAG